Molecule: messenger RNA, 657 nt
Organism: Neurospora tetraspora
Lineage: Eukaryota; Fungi; Ascomycota; Sordariomycetes; Sordariales; Sordariaceae
Exons: 2
Coding region: 121-468 (115 amino acids)
Source: RefSeq, a predicted model, not a curated record
CUAUUAGCUACAUCUUCUAAAGCACCAGGUGUGCAACAACUGUCUACCCCGGAGGGCACUCUCUAAAACCAUAUACCACUAUUCAACAUCAUCACCAACUUUCAUCAACAACAUCCAGUCAUGAAGCGCUCUUCUUCUCGUGCCUCUGCCCCGUCGGCACUCAACAUCAGCACCACCGGACCCGUCACAAGCCCUCUUACCUCGCCCAAGUCUCCUGAUAGCUACCACGAGAUGAGGUUCUCUUACGAGUCCGAGACAACGGUGGCUCCCCGCAACAGCAGAAAGGAUUCGGGGAACACCACAAACUCUGCGGACCCAUCAAGGCCGCUAGGGAGAUCCAAGUCGCACAACAAGCAUGUCAACGCACACAGCUACUGCGGACGACACUCGACCGAGUACCUGUUCGGAGGCCACUCCAUCAGGGACCUCUUGAGCAACCUUAAGCACCGAAGGGACUCGCGGGAGUAGUGAUCCCAUCAUCCAUGGUUCUGGAAAUGGAUCAAAGUAUGUGAAGAACUCACUUCGGCUACGGGUUCGUCCGUCUGCACUGGCUGGAACAGGUUGCAUUGGGGGAACUUAAUAACCAGCUCAUCUCGAACAAGGGAGAUUGGAGGCUUUGGGAGGAAGCACCAAAGGAUAUAUCUCAUCCACGCUCAA